This is a messenger RNA of Symbiodinium pilosum, 480 nucleotides long. The record is from the annotation of a GenBank genome assembly. NCBI's taxonomy places the organism in Eukaryota, Dinophyceae, Suessiales, Symbiodiniaceae.
GACGGCAUGCCAGAGGCCAAGCCGACCUCCACAACCAGAGGGCAGCUGCCAGGCAUACCUGCUUCGAUCGACCGCGUCUCCGCAGAGUGCAUCUGGAAGGCCUUCUGCAACAGCGAGCAUGAGUAUGUCCGGCAUCGGAAACUGAAUCCGGCCGUACCGCGUCAGCAGCUGCUGUCCCAGCUUCACGGCUUUGAGGUCGUCAAGAAUGCAUCGUACAUCAGCGUUCGCAGGCAGAAGCCUACUGGGGAGGAGCUGCAGGGUUCAAUGAGCCGCUUCGUAGGCGAGGACACCAAGGAGAAAUUCGGGCCUCCACCUUUCGUCAUGCCAGUCGUAGAGGUGACGCCAGAGCGUCCCCCCUUGCAAAUGCCGAAGUAUGGCCGAUUCUCCUGCGAUCAUAUGUGUCCACUCGAGGUGAACCCGGAAGCUUCGCAAACAGGAAGGACUUUGGCACGGGUAAUGUCGAUGCCAGCGGUCAAGUAA